GUACGUGACGCUAGGUGGUGACGUGUCCCUUUAAGUGCGUCCGUCACGAACGGAAGAAGAAGAGUGACGUCACCGCCCCGGCGCAAACAUGGCGACUACGGACGUGGAAGAUUUCAUCGGACAGAACAGGCAGCUGUCGGAUUUAGUCGAGACGUUUCGCAGCGUUUCCGAAAGCGAAAAACACUGGAAGAGCAGGAGGGAGUUUAUAUUCAGAAACAUCAACGAUUAUGAAGACCCUCACCUGGAUCAGCUGCUCGCUCUGUCUAUGGUGUGGGCGAACCACGUGUUCCUGGGCUGCAGGUAUGAUCCGGUGCUGCUGGAGAAGGUGAGCGAGAUGGCAGAGGGGAUCGUUGUGGAGGACGCUCCUGUUUUUAAGACCAGAGAUGAACUCAUCAAACAGCAGCAGCAACAGAAGAAGGUACACGGUCCUGCUAUCAUUCACUCUGUCCUUCACUGAAGCGUGUAUUAUCUAUGGAAGCC
Messenger RNA from Sinocyclocheilus rhinocerous, 480 nucleotides. It is a transcript of the gene xtbd1, whose product is annotated as CDKN2A interacting protein N-terminal like. The record is from RefSeq and is a predicted model, not a curated record. The transcript is spliced from 2 exons. Lineage: Eukaryota; Metazoa; Chordata; Actinopteri; Cypriniformes; Cyprinidae. The coding region runs from base 89 to 457 and encodes 122 amino acids.